AUGCAUUCUCUACAGAAGACCUUAACAUUUAAUGGAUCACACUCAAAAAACUCAAUCAUAUACCGUUUAUUUCAAUCAUCUUCAUUUGGGAUUAACGCUCAUGAUCAAGCAGCACACAAAGGAAAAUUACUGCAUGCACACUUGAUCAUUAACGGCUUAACUCCUUCAAAACAUUUUGCCGCCAAACUCAUCUCGUUAUAUAUUGAAACUAAACAGUUAUGUUAUGCUCGUAAGGUGUUCGACAAUAUUCCUGAACCAAACAUCUACCGAUGGAUCGCCCUUAUCGGAGCUUACUCCCGACAUGGGUUUUAUCAGGAAGCAUUAAAUGUCUUCUAUGAAAUGCAAAACGAUAGAUUAAAACCUAACAAGUAUGUAAUUCCGAGUGUUCUUAAAGCUUGUGGUCAUGUGUUUGAUAUCCGAAUAGGAACGAUUUUACAUUCGAUGAGUUUGAGGCAUUCGUUUGAAGGUGAUGUUGUUGUGAACACUGCAUUAAUUGAUAUGUACGCGAAAUGUGGACAAGUUGAGAAUGGGAGAAAGGUGUUUGAUGGGAUGAAAGUGGAAGACUUGGUGGCAUUGAAUGCGAUGGUUUUAGGCUAUGCUCAACAUGGUUUUGCAAAGGAAGGAUUUUAUUUGGUCGAGCGAAUCCGAGAUAUUAAGCCGGAUUUAGUAACGUGGAAUAUCUUGAUUUCAGGAUUUGCACAAGGUGGCGACAGAGUAAUGGUUCAGAAGUUGUUUAAUUUGAUGUCGAAAAAUGGUGAAGAGCCUGAUGUGAUUUCUUGGACUUCAGUUAUUUCAGGAUUUGUGCAGAGUUUUCAUAAUGCGCCGGCUUUUGAUAUGUUUCGACAGAUGUUGGAACAUGGGUUUCAUCCCAAUUUUGCAACUAUUAGUAGCCUAUUGCCUGCCUGUGCGGCAACGGCGAAUUUGAGGUUUGGGAGAGAGCUCCAUGGAUAUGCAGUAGUGACCGGAGUUGAAGAAGAUGUUUAUGUGAGGACUGCUCUUGUUGACAUGUAUUCCAAAUGUUGUCUAAUAUCUGAAGCAAGGUUGGUGUUUUCUAAAAUGCAUGAAAGAAAUGCAAUUACCUGGAAUUCGAUGAUUUUCGGGUACGCGAAUCAUGGAUACUGCGACGAAGCUAUUGAGCUUUUCGUUCAGAUGGAAAAGACGGAGGGAAAGAAGAUCGAUCACUUGAGUUUCACAGCUGUUCUCACUGCCUGUAGUCACGGUCAACUGGUGGAACUCGGGCAGCGAUUAUUUCGUUUGAUGCAGGAGAAGUACAAGAUUGUUCCGAGAUUGGAGCAUUACGCGUGUAUGAUUGAUCUUCUUGGUAGAGCAGGAAAACUAUCCGAGGCGUAUGGUAUGAUUAAGACGAUGCCGAUAGAGCCUGAUUUGUUUGUGUGGGGUGCAUUGUUGGGAGCUUGUAGGAAACAUGGAGAAAUAGAUCUUGCUGAGAUUGCAGCUAGGCAUUUGGCUCAGCUUGAGCCUAAGAAUACUGCAAAUCAUAUGCUUUUGUCAAAUUUGUAUGCAGAUGUUGGCAGUUGGGAUAGUGCUGCAAAGUUUAGAAAGAGAAAAAGGUCUAAAUUAUUUUCAGCGUGCAGUUGGAUAGAGGCUGUUUGAUAAGUUUUUGAAGAAAUGGUGCUUAGAGAUGCGAGUGUGACCAUUCAAUUUGAACCACAAGGAACGAUUAUUCAAGUCGGAAUCAUCCUGAACCAAUCGUAUAGAGGAUCCCUAUUUCGGUGUCUGAGCGCUUUAACAGAACUUCAAAAAAAAAAUAUGUGGCUUGGUUUUGACU
Mercurialis annua (annual mercury) is the source of this 1786-nucleotide messenger RNA. Its product is annotated as pentatricopeptide repeat-containing protein At5g59600. Gene Ontology annotation, molecular function: protein binding; RNA binding. The transcript has a single exon. The record is from RefSeq and is a predicted model, not a curated record. Lineage: Eukaryota; Viridiplantae; Streptophyta; Magnoliopsida; Malpighiales; Euphorbiaceae. Gene Ontology annotation, biological process: RNA modification. The coding region runs from base 1 to 1611 and encodes 536 amino acids.